UUUCCUGGGUCCUGGGGGUACUUUGAUCCCUGUGGCUGUUCUUCGCAGACUCAACAAAAUGCAACCAGGAAGCCUUUGGCUGCAUCUCACACUGCUUGGGGCCUCCCUGCUAGCUGUGCUGGGAUGGAUGGACCCAGGAACCAGCCAAGGCCUGAAUGUGGUCGUGGGAGAAUCUCAGGCACAGGAGUCCAGAGGCUUUGAAGUCACAAGAAGAGAAGGGCUUUCCACCCACCAGCUGCCAGGCUCCUGCGGGAAGACACUCUGCAGCCGUGGGAGUCGGUGCGUGCUCAGCCCGAAGACGGGGCAGCCCGAGUGCCGCUGCCAGGAGGUGUGCAGACCCCGCUACGUGCCGGUGUGUGGCUCAGACGGGAGACUGUACGAGAACCACUGUGAGCUCCACCGUGCCGCCUGCCUGCUGGGCAAGAGGCUGGUCACCGUCCACAGCAAGGACUGCUUCCUCCGAGGUGGCACCUGUACCAUGGCCGGCUAUGCCCGCCUCAAGAAUGUCCUUCUGGCUCUCCAGAGCCGCCGGCAGCCUCUCGGCGAAAGGGACAGCAGGCGGGACCCUGGCACCCAGAAGCGCCUCCUGGUGGAGUCCCUGUUCAAGGAUUUGGAUGCUGACGGCAACAGCCACAUCAUCAGCUCGGAACUGGUGCAGCACCUGCUGACGGAGCAGGACCUGACCGGGGACCUGCUGGGGUGCUCGCCGGGGGACCUCCUCCGAUUCGACGACUACAACCAUGACGGCUCCCUGACGCUGCGCGAGUUCUACACAGCCUUCCAGGUGGUCCAGCUCAGCCUGGCCCCAGAGGACAGGGUCCGCGUGACCACAGUGACUGUGGGGCUGAGCACCGUGCUCACCUGCACUAUCCACGGAGACCUGAGGCCCCCAAUCAUCUGGAAGCGCAACGGACUCACCUUGAACUUCCUGGAACUGGAAGACAUCAAUGACUUUGGAGAAGAUGACUCCCUGUACAUCACCAAAGUGACCACCGUCCACAUGGGCAAUUACACCUGCCACGCCGCGGGCCACGAGCAGCUGUUCCAGACCCACGUCCUGCAGGUGAAUGUGCCACCGGUCAUCCGGGUUUAUCCAGAGACCCAGGCACAGGAGCCUGGAAUGGCAGCCAGCCUGAGGUGCCACGCCGAGGGCAUUCCCACACCCAGAAUCAGCUGGCUGAAAAACGGCGUGGAGGUCUCCGCCCAGAUGUCCAAACAGCUCUCUCUUUUAGCCAAUGGGAGCGAACUCCACAUCGGCAGCGUCCGGUACGAAGACACAGGAGCAUACACCUGCAUCGCCAAAAACGAAGUGGGCGUGGAUGAAGACAUCUCCUCCCUCUUCAUUGAGGACUCCGCUAGGAAGACUCUGGCAAAUAUUUUGUGGCGAGAGGAAGGCCUCAGCGUGGGAAACAUGUUCUACGUCUUCUCCGACGACGGCAUCGUGGUCAUCCACCCCGCGGACUGUGAGAUCCAGCGGCACCUCAAACCCACCGAGAAGAUUUUCAUGAGCUAUGAAGAAAUCUGCCCUCAAGAGGAAGCGGACACCGCGCAGCCCUGCCAGUGGGCCUCUGCCGUCAAUGUCAGGAACCAGUACAUCUACGUGGCCCAGCCAACACUGAGCAGAAUCCUUGUGGUGGACAUUCAAGCCCAGAAAGUCCUACAGUCCAUAGGUGUGGACCCUCUGCCGGCCAAGCUGUCCUACGACAAGUCGCACGACCAGGUGUGGGUUCUCAGCUGGGGAGACGCGCACAAAUCCCGAACGAGCCUCCAGGUGAUCACAGAAGCCAGCACUGGCCAGGGCCAGCACCUCAUCCGCACGCCCUUCGCCGGGGUGGACGACUUCUUCAUCCCGCCCACAAACCUCAUCAUCAACCACAUCAGGUUUGGCUUCAUCUUCAAUAAAUCCGACCCUGCAGUCCACAAAGUGGAUCUGGAGACGCUGACGCCAAUCAAGACCAUCGGCCUGCGGCAGCAUGGCUGCGUGCCCCAGGCCAUGGCACACACCCACCUGGGCGGCUACUUCUUCAUCCAGUGCCAGCAGGACGCGGCCGCGGCCAUGGCGGCCCAGCUGGUCAUGGACAGCGUCACUGACUCGGUGCUAGGCCCUAACCGGGGGGUCACGGGCACCCCUCACGUGUCCCCCGAUGGGCGCUUCGUCGUGAGCAGCGCCCCGCACAGCCCCCGGCUGCACGUGCAGGAGGUGAGCACGCGGGGCGAGAUCCGGACCCUGCGCGAGCUGCAGGUCCACGCGGGCGUCUCGGACGUGGCCUUCCAGCGCUCCUUCACCCACGGCCACCAGUACAACGCGUACACCACCCUCGAGACAGAGCCCGGCCUGCUGUUCCUGGAGCUGUCCACGGGGAAGAUGGGGGUGCUGCAGGACUUGAAGGGGUCGCCCCCCGAGCCAGGCCAGUCCUGGGGAGGACCCCGCAGGGUCCUGAGGGACAGCGGGCUCUUCGGACAGUACCUGCUCCUGCCAGCCCGCCAGUCACUCCUCCUGAUCAACGGGAGACAGAACACACUGCGGUGUGAGGUGUCGGACAUAAAGCGGGGGGCCACCGUGGUGUGGGUGGGCGAGGUAUGAAGGAAGCCCAGGCCAGAGCCCCGGAGCCCACCCUGCUCCCCCCCCCAAGGCACCUCCUCGUCCUGAGACACCCCCACCACACACACACACACCCCGAAGCAGGUGCCCAUGUACAUUGUCACACCUGUAUUCGCCGUGCGGUGCAGCUCCGGUCUCCUGGCCAAGUCUUCUAGCAUAUAAGGGCCUGCGGCUGCUAACAAGAUCGGGGGUGUGGGGGGGAGGGUGUUUUGUGAUUCUUGUUCUUCAUUAGAAAGUAUGAUUCACCGCCUCGAGCUACGACGAGAACCCAUGCUGCUGCGUGAAAGGAAUUGGUUUCUGUGCCCAGCUGGGCCACAGCCCCGCCACCCAGCGAGCCUUCCCGCUUUCCAGGCUUGGCCGGUUCCGUGCCCUGGAGAAGACACACCCAGAAGCCGGGGCUGAGCUGCCCACCCCCCACCACGCGGCUGCACCGCACUUGCUCCUUCCUGCCUUCUGCUUUGCUUUCCUUUCCCAUCCAAUUUUGGUACAAGCUGAGCCAAUGAGAC
Dipodomys ordii (Ord's kangaroo rat) is the source of this 3108-nucleotide messenger RNA. It is a transcript of the gene Fstl4, whose product is annotated as follistatin-like 4. Gene Ontology annotation, biological process: multicellular organism development; regulation of BMP signaling pathway; cell differentiation. The transcript is spliced from 16 exons. Bases 59 to 2584 code for a protein of 841 amino acids. Gene Ontology annotation, molecular function: protein binding. NCBI's taxonomy places the organism in Eukaryota, Metazoa, Chordata, Mammalia, Rodentia, Heteromyidae. The record is from RefSeq and is a predicted model, not a curated record.